Clarias gariepinus (North African catfish) is the source of this 887-nucleotide messenger RNA. Its product is annotated as enkurin-like. The transcript is spliced from 5 exons. Gene Ontology annotation, molecular function: calmodulin binding. The record is from RefSeq and is a predicted model, not a curated record. Lineage: Eukaryota; Metazoa; Chordata; Actinopteri; Siluriformes; Clariidae. Gene Ontology annotation, cellular component: acrosomal vesicle. Bases 4 to 783 code for a protein of 259 amino acids.
AUCAUGUCGGGUGUAAUGAAUCCUCCUGAGAGCAUUUAUAACCUGAUUCCCAAAGAGGAGGUGAAGUCUGAAAAACCUCCCAGGUACACAUCAAAGUUCAGACAUCAGGUAAAGCAGGAGAAGCAGCAGAACAAAGCGUUCAACAAGACCAUGGGUCCAUCUAAAGUGGACGUACCUCCUCCAGAUAAAUACCUGCUGAAACACUCAAAAGAGCCCCAGCUGCCUGAGAGGAAGCCUUUCUUAUAUCAUGAGGACUUCCAGCCCAGGAAGCCACCUGUACCUGCUAGGACGGAGAAGCCACUCAUGGGCAUCUGCAGCAAAAUGGACUUUGUAAAGAGUAACGUGAUAAAGAACAAAAUGGCCGUUCCACGCAAACCCCAGCCUGCAUGCGCACACACCAGACAUGGAGACAAGCAGGUGCUUCAAAACUCAGGCCUCGUCCCACAGUUCAUCAAGAAAAAGGAUUAUGGUCAGACCCCGCAGUAUCUGAGCCAGAGGCAGGAGGAGGUGAGGAGAGAGCAGGAGGAGUACGAACAGUAUGUGCAGGAGAGGAUGAAGGAGGAGGCCAUGAAGCAGCUCUCUGAGGAGGAGCGCCAGGAAAUACUGCAUGGUCUGAAGAAGAACUGGGAUGAGCUCCAGCACCAGUACCAAGGCCUGUCCCUGGUCAUAGAUACGCUGCCUAAGAAACACAGGAAAUUGCAACUAGAGGCAGAAAUGAAGCAGCUGGAGAAAGACAUCGAGCUAAUGGAGAGACAUAAAAUCAUCUACAUUGCUAAGAGCUGAUCACAACAUGCAUGACAUCACAGAUUAAAUCACACACACCCACUACAGGAAUGUCAGAGACGGGAACUGCAGGCACGGUACACAGGAACUGCUGACGUAAAGAC